Messenger RNA from Cladocopium goreaui, 1299 nucleotides. Lineage: Eukaryota; Dinophyceae; Suessiales; Symbiodiniaceae. The record is from the annotation of a GenBank genome assembly.
AUGCCUUGGUUGCGCUACCUGCGGAACAGCACCUACUACCACUUCUUCCGCAAGGCUCCACCGGUCGAGGAGCUCCACCAAGCCUCCAGUUACUGGGCCGCCUCCCAGUUGGGCGUCGUUCAUCAAAACCCCACGCUGCGCAGCGUGUGGCUGAUCCGCAACUGCCUGGAUCUGCAGGGCCGUGGGAAGCUGCUGAGCUUGGUGCGGCGGCUCUCAACCGGCGCUGGUGGCGCUGGUGGCUGGUUUGGCUACGAGCUGGGCCGCUGGAUGAUGCCGCUGCACGCCCUGCCGGCCUUGGACGAGGCGCCACAUCCACCGGGCUGUGGAUUGGUGGAGGGCUUGGAUGUCUUUGGGCCGCAGCAGCAGAGGGUUGCUGCGGCACCGGAGAAGUGGCUGAGGCUCGGAAAGCUUAGGAAAGAGCAGGUGAUGGGAGCUGAGGAGAUGUACCAGUUGCAAGAAAUGCUGCCACAAAGGAUCGCCGCCUUCCAGCAGCAGCGCUGCCUCUUCAUCCAGCUGCAACGCCUGGAACCGGGCGCGGAGGUCACGGCGCACCGUGAUGCGCUGCCCUAUGGGGGCGACCGCAUCGCCACGGUAGUGCUGGAAGGAAGCAGCCAGGUGAGGGUAGGCAGUCAGACCUUCCAGGUAAAUGCGGGUGAUUGCUAUGCAAUCGCGGAUGAAGCCAGAUAUGUGGUUGAGCACGAGGUGAAGGCUGCUUCGUGCGAUCGACUGAGUUUGACCUUUCGCUAUGGACUGAGCAAUUUGAAGGUCCUACCUGCCAUGCCUGGAGAAGAGCUUCGGGCUGCUGACAGGGGAGGUGCACCUUCCACGUACAGCACCAAAGUGGCUUGCAGUGGCACUGGCGGCUUUUCUUCGGACAAGCCAGUAUGCUAUGGUGGCAAUAUCCUCUUUCAGUCCUAUACCUUGGAGAUCACCAACUUUGAUGGUUCUGACGGUGAAUGUCUCCAAGUAAGACCCUGUGACUUGCUUUUGACACCAACCUCAGGUGCGACUGCUUUGUUUCAAAGCACAGGAUCCAUGGAGCAGGCGCUGCUCAAAGGCGUGGUGAACAUGCAUGCGGAUGGUGCAGUGUCAGGGAAGUGCGAUGGUGCUCAAUUCCAGAGCAGUGACAAUAUGAUCACCAUUGAGAACGACAACGGAUGUGGCAUUGGCGCUAUGGGCCUGGAGUAUAAGGUGAUGUACUGCCCGGAUCAGGACCAUGUCAUCGUGAAUGUGAUGAAGCCGUUCGAUGCGCGCGUGGUCCUCAAGAGUCAGACGUGCCCAGAUGCUGGCGAGGUCUAA